Messenger RNA from Etheostoma spectabile (orangethroat darter), 2605 nucleotides. It is a transcript of the gene dda1, whose product is annotated as DET1 and DDB1 associated 1. NCBI's taxonomy places the organism in Eukaryota, Metazoa, Chordata, Actinopteri, Perciformes, Percidae. Bases 374 to 682 code for a protein of 102 amino acids. Gene Ontology annotation, biological process: positive regulation of proteasomal ubiquitin-dependent protein catabolic process. Gene Ontology annotation, cellular component: Cul4-RING E3 ubiquitin ligase complex. The transcript is spliced from 5 exons. The record is from RefSeq and is a predicted model, not a curated record.
ACGUGGGAGCAAGGCUAGACCAAUGGCCGCUCUCAGGGCGUGGUCAAUGAACCAUCGCUUACAUCCAGCCAUCAUGCUAGCUGAAGUAGUCCUGUGCAACUAGCAUUGCUAACUCAUGCAAUGACAUACUGGGUUACGUUCUCUAUGUGUAGUAAAUUUGUUCAUGGACACUGGGACAUAGAAUGGAAACAACAACGUGUGUGUGAAGGCGGCUGUUUUCUUUGUCGAGAGGACCCGAUAGGACUGCUGUCUCGGUUAGCUAGCCUCUAAGCUAGCGCGGCUAACCGUAGCAUACUCAUACUGCCUGCCAUCACGGCCAGCACAACAAACACCAAGCCAAGUCCAUAAGUCGGCGUUGGAAAUUUCUACCAUCAUGGAGAAGGCUGAUUUCUUGAAAGGACUACCCGUCUACAAUAAGAGCAACUUCAGCAGGUUUCAUGCAGACUCCGUUUGUAAAGCAUCUAAUCGGAGGCCUUCUGUGUACCUUCCAACACAAGAAUACCCCUCUGAACAGAUUAUUGUAACAGAGAAAACCAACAUUCUCUUGCGUUACCUCCAUCAGCAGUGGGACAAAAAGAAUGCAGCAAAGAAAAGGGAACAAGAACAAGGUGAGGGUGACAGUCCGGCACCCCCAAGGAAGAUUGCACGGACAGAUAGCCAAGAGAUGAAUGAGGACUCAUAAGUGUGUGUGUGUGUGUGUGUGUGUGUGUGUGUGUGUGUGUGUGUGUGUGUGUGUGUGUGUGUGUGCGUGUGCGUGUACAGAGUAUAGCCAGUAUAAACCAACCCCACCAAAUUUGAUUAGGAUAAUCCCACCUAAAUAAUAAAUACUUCUGGGCAUUCUGCACUAUGGCAGGAUGCCUUUCCUGGCAUCACCAAUAGCUAAAAUAUACGUGGAAGUAGGGAAAUAUCUGUCAACAAAGCAGCCAUUUAUUGUCUAAAAUUGUGUGCAUUAAAUUAAUAUAACCAGAAAAGAUUUGAAAGCCACUGUUUGCCACUGACAGAACAGAGUGGUUGUCAGGAAGGGAACUUUAUAGUGGUGUUUUAUUUUAAUGUUAUGCUGGGUACUCUGUGUUUGCAUACAUGCUACGCUGUGAGCGUGUUGUACUGUAUGCUUGAGGUGAAUGAAUAGUUGAAAAGCGUUAGAGUUGAUUUAAGUUUAGAGAGGGACUUGACAGAUAGUCAGACACUACCUUUGAAAUUGUCUCAUACACAUGACUUGUGUAGCCACUUGGUCACUUAGAAAGUCUGUCCUGAUUUGUGCAAAGACAACUUUUUGUUACUGUUUUAAUUUUAUUAUAACAAUUAUUUUUUACGUAUGGCAAUGAGCUUCCUGCCAGCCACAGUGCCCACCCUCUCAGUUUCACUGCCCACUCUGCAACCACAUGGGGGCAUUGCAACAUUUCUCCACACUGAACUAAGACUGCACUGUGAAGAACUGCACAAAGUAGAAGCAACUGUCCCAUAAUCCCCCAUAGAUAUGUGUUUAUGGUGAAUUGCAUACCGUGAUUAUAUUCUGGGACUUGUUCUUGUAGGAUAAAUGUUGUGGUGGUGUUUCUGAGAAAUAUUUUUUACAUCUAGCACCACCUUCUGGCUAAACGAUACUAGUGUAUGGGAUUUUCUGUGAGCUUUUGCUGCUCUUUCAUAAAAGGACAAAAAAAAAUAAGGAAAAAGUUGAGCUUGAAUACAGAGUUGUAAAAUGUUGGACUUUUAGUUGCACAACAAUGUAACAGCACAUAUAGUGAUGAAAAAAUGUACAGGAAUGUCUGGAAAAGGAAAGAAAAAAAAGAAGAAUGUUAUGAUCUGUGUAAAUAAUUGCCAGUACCAGAAGUUCAUCCAAUAUUUGUGUCUGCCUUUUUGUAAAAUAAUUCAUGCCCAUGGAUAUGAUAGAAAAAGGACCUUUUGUGAAAGUGAAGUAAAGAGCCACGGUGCUCAGUGGAUGUUACCUUGCCUUGCAUGUUGAUGUUUUCACGACCGGGUAUUAUACUUCCGGACCAGUAAUAAAACUUAAGGGGUGUUGUGGUGUUAUCUUGUGUGACUGUGGAAGGUAUUAGCCUAGAGGCCUUACAACCUGUCAUCAUGGUUUGGACCCUUUAGCUCCCCCAGCUCAGGGCCUGGGAUAGCUGUACUGUUCGCCCUGUCUUUGUGACAGCCCUAGAGGGUUUUUGUCACACGAGCUGGCUUAGAUGAACACGGGGCUUUAAAGGGACCUUAUAUUUUCAGCCAUAGAAUGCACAGUAAGCAUGCACAGCAAAGUGCAGUCGCCAUCCUGCCUUGUUCCUGAGCUUCAGUUUGUAUUGGUGUCAUAUACUGUACAACACUGAAUUAAGCUUUUUGUAUUAUUAUAAAUAUCACUGCCCAGCAGAGUCAAAUAAAAGCUUCCUGUCCUUUUUUUGGUUGAUUCUGCAAUGUGGGGUGACAGUGAGGUCUUUCAUUCUCCUACCUACGGUGUAAUUACUGUCUGUUUCUUGAGCGUAAAAAACACAGUAUGCUUCUGCCCAGAUAGACUAUUCUACCACACCCUAAUAAGCCUUGCCCCAUGUCAUGUGUGUUAGAUCAUCAGAUAUGUUCUUUUUAGCGUUGCUGAAAUAAAACUGCAUUGAAACUG